ACAUACAAGCACUGACACACACAGGCACAUCACGUCCUGCCACUCCCUUGGCUUCAGCGCUCUCAAGCUCAGCAGGCGCCUAACGCUUUCUAGUCUGUGCACGUCGGGUACGUGCAAGACGGGUGUUUGCUAAGGUAGCACCCCAGCAGAGAGGCAGGAAGGAGCAGACGAGUACAAGUGCUGCUUUGUGAGAUCUUUGUUAUUAGUGUCUCGUGAUGUAAGUUAAUUUAUUUUGACUUACACCUUAUCUCUGCAGGUAAGUUCCUAAUUUUCCUCACCUUCUAAUUCAGCACCCCACGUAUAGGUGCUCAGUAAAUACGGGUUGAUCUUAUCCACUUGGCUUUUUGCUGCCCUUCUAAGUGUUUACAUACACACGCUUUGUUGUUGUCGAAUUAUUCCAAAGUCGAAACAAGAGAAAUGCAUGUAGCAUUAUCGUGGUCGUAGUCUACAUUUGCACUGUCAAAUCCCGUGGCUCUUUAAAUAAAUGAAAGGUUUAGUUCCUCAGUCACACCAGCCACAUUUCAAGUGCUUAAGGCUGCUGUAUCGAACGGUGUAGAUACGGAACAUUUGCAUCACUGCAGGUAAUUCUGUGAAACUGCACCCGUCCCGAUGCGUAAGGCCCAAGGUUUUUUAUGCUUGUUGUUGGUUUGUUUGAAGGAGCCAUGACUGAACCGCAGGUCAGUCCGCGGGUUCUGGGGCCACGUAGCUCCCAGUCACCCCCGGGUCACGGUCUGCUUCGUGCUCUUCCUCGCAGGUCUCCCGGUGUUUGAGCAUGGACCCGGUUGCCACCCACAGCUGCCACCUCCUUCAGCAACUGCACGAGCAGCGUAUCCAAGGCCUGCUUUGUGACUGCAUGUUGGUGGUGAAAGGGGUCUGCUUCAAAGCACAUAAGAAUGUUCUAGCAGCGUUCAGUCAGUAUUUCAGGAGCCUCUUUCAGAAUUCUUCAGGCCAAAAAAGUGAUGUUUUUCACCUGGAUGUUAAAAACGUCAGCGGCAUCGGGCAGAUCCUGGACUUCAUGUACACGUCCCAUCUAGAUCUUAACCAGGACAACAUACGAGUAGUGCUGGACAUAGCCCAGUGUUUGCAGGUUCAAAACGUUCUGAAUCUGUGUCACACGUUUUUAAAAUCGGCCGCUGUGGAACAGCCCCCUGGCGUGUCCUGUAACAGUACAUUCUCCCUGCAGAGCGCUCUGGCUGCUGACGCUCACUGUGUCGGCAGCGAAAACUACCCUCCUCCUUUGCUGCAGGAGUGUCCCGCGGAGGUUCAGCAGAGCAAGGUGUUGGAUGAACCCCAUUCUCACGCUCCCCCGUCAGUUAAUCUUCAUCACCCUGCGGGCGACGCGCCCAAACCGGCGCCCGGUCCGCUGGAGGCCAGCGGCCCAGAGCUGCCUCUCAGGCACAGCUACUGCCACAAACUCCGAAACUUCUACAGUAAGCAGCACUAUAAACAGGCUGCCUGUCCCGGUCACGGGAGGGUGGGCGAGCCGCCCUUCCCGUCCAGCACCCCCACGGGCCUCGGUGCCGGGGAGCGCCAGCCUGGCGCGGCCAGCCGGCCCGGGUGUGGGCCGGGGCCUGCAGGGCGCCUGCCUCCGCACUGCUCGGCCCCACCCCUGAGUGAGCCGGACCCGGACCCGGAGUCCGACAGCACGCGCCAGCCCCCGGCCAAGCAGAUGAGGCUCAAAAAGGCCAUCCACCUGAAGAGGCUCAACUUCCUCAGGUCGCGGACACCCGCGGAGCCGGCGUCUGAAGCCAGGCGGGAGGACGGUGUGACCGAGCGGGCAGGCCCUGCCGGCGCAGAUGCGCGGGAGGAAGCCGGCGGCCCCAGUGCUGAGGGACGAGGAGGCGGGGAGCUCAUCGGCUCUGAGCACUCGAACUGCGUGAACGACACGGAGCGGCCCGAGGACCCCGCGGCGCUGGAGGACCAGUCCCAGACGCUGCAGCCACAGAGACAGUAUGCGUGCGAACUGUGUGGGAAACCUUUCAAACACCCAAGCAACCUGGAGCUUCACAAACGGUCUCACACAGGUACACUGAUUCAGUGCCCGCAGGCAAAGGAAAGGACCCGACCCAGACGCUCAGACAUCACUGCCCGCUCUGCUUUUGUGAGAAACCUUUUGAAUGUAACAUUUGUGGGAAACAUUUCUCUCAGGCAGGUAACUUGCAGACUCACUUACGUCGGCACUCUGGUGAAAAACCAUACAUCUGCGAAAUCUGCGGAAAGAGGCUUCAGUAACUUCAGCAACCUGAAGGAGCACAGAAAGACGCACACGGCCGACAAAGUGUUCACCUGUGAUGACUGCGGCAAGUCCUUUAACAUGCGGAGGAAGCUGGUGAAGCACCGGGUCCGGCACACGGGUGAGCGGCCGUACGGCUGCCCCGCCUGCGGGAAGUGUUUCGGGGGCUCCGGCGACCUCCGCAGGCACGUGCGCACGCACACGGGGGAGAAGCCGUACGCGUGCGAGGUGUGCAGCAAGUGCUUCACGCGCUCCGCCGUCCUCCGGCGGCACAAGAGGACGCACUGCAGGCCCGAGGCGCGCCGGGACGCGCUGGACGAGCUGGCGCAGGCCCUCGACGCCUCCGACCUCGAGAAGUCCCAGGGCUCGGAUGCCUUCUCCCAGGACGUGCCUGUCGCCUUGAUGCCCGCGUCGCUCAAGCUCCCCGUGCACCCGGUGGGAGAGUCCGUGACGGAAUUUGACGGCCACGCUGCCGGCCCCUACUGCAAGUUCCGGGCCGCGGUCGAGCCUCACGGAGCCGGCGGGCCGGAGAAGCUGGGUCCGGACCCCGGCAAGCUCGCCAAGCGCCCCCUGCAGCCGGCGCCGCAGCAGACGUUCGCUUACCCGGACGCGGCCGCCUCCGCCGGCGACCAGCCGCUGCCAGCCGACAGCCCGUCCCUGGGCCGCUCGUCCCCGGCCGCGCUGGACACCCCCUGCGGCGACGGGCCGGGCGGCCGCGCGGCCUCCACGCCCUACAGGAACCCCGAGGGCCAGUUCUUCUCCAGCAUGACCCUGUGGGGGCUGGCCAUGAAGACGCUGCAGAACGAAAACGAGCUGGACCAGUGACGGCCGGCGACGGCCCGGCCCGGCCCCCGCGGCAUCUUCUCGGCUCGGCAGGCGCGUCCCUGCGCCGCGGGAGGGGGCCCGGCCUCUUCCCAACAGCCCGAGAUCCUGUGGCCGCCCCUGUGCCGCCGGUGGCUGAUAACCGGAAGCAUCUGGAGCCCAGGAUCUGGGAAGGCCUGCCGGCUCCCCGCGCACACAGACGCGGGACCGGAGGGCUCCAGGGGCAGCAGCUACCGGCUCGAGACACCGGCCCACUGACGUCAGCCGGGCACAACGGCGGGCACGCUCUGGGCCCCCUGCUGCACCCCGAGUCGUGUUCGAGGGAAAACAUACAGAAACACAAAUAUUUUUGCAUUUUUACAUGAUUGAAAUUUGUAGCGUUUUGUACUUUACGCAAAAAUAUUAUUUGUAUAUGAAACCCGUGCUAUAAUUUAAUUGGAAUAAAUGAAACUUGACUUUC
Panthera uncia (snow leopard) is the source of this 3515-nucleotide messenger RNA. RefSeq names its product zinc finger and BTB domain containing 49 (gene ZBTB49). Gene Ontology annotation, biological process: regulation of transcription by RNA polymerase II. Gene Ontology annotation, molecular function: DNA-binding transcription factor activity, RNA polymerase II-specific; protein binding; RNA polymerase II cis-regulatory region sequence-specific DNA binding. Lineage: Eukaryota; Metazoa; Chordata; Mammalia; Carnivora; Felidae. The transcript has 6 exons. The record is from RefSeq and is a predicted model, not a curated record. Gene Ontology annotation, cellular component: nucleus. The coding region runs from base 773 to 3058 and encodes 761 amino acids.